UCUGUAGCUGCAGAAACUGAUGUAGUUGCUGUAUCUGUUGAGUAUCGAUUAGCUCCGAAGCACAAAAUUCCUGCGUGUUAUGAUGAUUUGUGGGCUGUUAUGAAAUGGGUUUCUCAGGGAAGUGUACCAUGGCUGAAAUGUCAUCUGAUUUCUCCACAGUUUUUUUGUCAGGUGAUAGCUCAGGAGCCAACAUUGCUCAUAUCAUCAUGAUGCGAGCAAGUAUAGAUGAAGAUCAUAAACUUGAAGUUGGAGAUAACUUGAACCUCGUUGGAAUGGCAUUGACUCACCCCUUCUCGGAAACAAUGAACCAAAUAGAAUUUGGUCGUAUAUUUGCCCUGAAAAUCCCAAUACUGAUGACCGUCGAUGCAAUCCAGUAGCACGUCCCAGUUUGCUAUCCAAGAUUUGUUGCUCCAACAUUCUGAUAUGCACUGCAGAGAAGGAUUUUAGAAGAGACAGAGGUUGGACAUACUAGGAGGCCUUUAAGAAAUGUGAAUGGAAAGGUGAAGUGGAGAUCAAGGAAACACAAGGGGAACAACAUGUUUUUCAUUUGAAUAACCCAACUUGUGAUAAAUCUAAGAUCUUGGUGAAAUGGUUGGCUCAUUUCUUUCAACAAGCAAGCUGAAUGCUUGCUGUGUGUGGGGAAUUUUU
Molecule: messenger RNA, 648 nt
Organism: Solanum pennellii
Lineage: Eukaryota; Viridiplantae; Streptophyta; Magnoliopsida; Solanales; Solanaceae
Product: probable carboxylesterase 12
Exons: 2
Coding region: 105-377 (90 amino acids)
Molecular function (GO): hydrolase activity
Source: RefSeq, a predicted model, not a curated record